CUUCUGCAAGCCUCUUCAUCAGCCUCAAACCGAUCUUCCGCCAACCCACCCCAUUCCGUUCUUCUGUGAUUCUUCCUGCAUAUUCGAAUCUUAUCGCGGCGCCCACCCUUUACUUCCCACUCCUCUCUCCCCGGCGCUUCCUCCGUGAUCUUUCCGGACCGACGUUCCCCACGUCAUACAGUCUAUUCCCGGUUGAUCGCCGCGGCCGGCGUAAAGACUUCAAACCGUCAUCGCUUUGACCCAGGAAAUUACAGGUCAAGGUCAAUUCGGAAAUUUCCUAGCACCAUGUCACUCUGUCAGAAUCGUCUGCAGGAGGAGCGAAAGCAGUGGCGGAAGGAUCACCCCUUCGGCUUUUAUGCUCGGCCUCAGAAGAACGCCCAAGGAGUGCUCGACUUGAAGGUGUGGGAAUGUGGUAUUCCCGGUAAGGAGAAGACUAUAUGGGAGGGCGGUCUGUUCAAGCUGACCGUGACGUUUCCCGACGAGUACCCGACGAAACCCCCAAAGUGCAAAUUCGUGCCCCCUCUCUUUCACCCCAAUGUUUACCCGUCAGGCACAGUCUGCCUGUCUAUCCUAAACGAGGAGGAGGCUUGGAAGCCCGCAAUCACCAUCAAGCAAAUCCUUCUCGGUGUCCAGGACCUUCUAAAUGACCCCAACCCGGAGUCACCGGCACAGGCAGAAGCGUAUAACAUGUACAAGAAAGACCGGGCGCAGUACGAGAGACGAGUUAAGCAGAUCGUGCGGGAGAAUGCCGCGCCCUAGGAUUCCCGUACCUUUCGAGAAGAUAUUGAACGUCUGCAUGGUGGGAUGGAACCUGGGAUUCGGAUUACGGAGUUUACGGAAUACCAAUGGCGGCACAGCAUAUGGAGUUAUCGGGAUGGUCUUUCAUGGCAAGCUGCAAACUGGUUGGUCUUGGGUGGGAUGGACCGCUAUCCGUGACAUGGGACGUGGCAGACAGCUCUUGACGGCAACUCUCGGCUUACGGCAGCUGCCCUUGCAGAGUUCACUCUCCAGAGACUGGAAAUAAAAUGCCAUGUCGCGCGUGACCUGCGCCUCUGCUAUGUGGAUGCAACAGCGUUGAUGCGUGCUUUCUUAUCGG
Molecule: messenger RNA, 1096 nt
Organism: Canariomyces notabilis
Lineage: Eukaryota; Fungi; Ascomycota; Sordariomycetes; Sordariales; Chaetomiaceae
Product: ubiquitin-conjugating enzyme
Exons: 4
Coding region: 286-759 (157 amino acids)
Biological process (GO): protein sumoylation
Cellular component (GO): nucleus
Molecular function (GO): SUMO conjugating enzyme activity
Source: RefSeq, a predicted model, not a curated record